Molecule: messenger RNA, 2420 nt
Organism: Syngnathoides biaculeatus (alligator pipefish)
Lineage: Eukaryota; Metazoa; Chordata; Actinopteri; Syngnathiformes; Syngnathidae
Product: gap junction gamma-1 protein-like
Exons: 5
Coding region: 261-1412 (383 amino acids)
Biological process (GO): cell communication
Cellular component (GO): connexin complex
Source: RefSeq, a predicted model, not a curated record
UUCUUACUGGGGGCCACUUGCGCAGGAGGACUAACGAAGACGACGACUUGGAGGAGGAGGAGGAAGAAGAAGAAUCGGGAGCCCACAGAAGCCAGCAGCACUUCUUUUGUUUUGAAGACCCCGACGCGCGGGGGUCACGGUGGGCUGAAUGGACUCCGACUGAAGACGCGAACUGACGGCAGCCACGCAAGCUAAUUAGGAAAACCUGGUGGCGCAAUUAAGCGCACAAGUCCAUUUAGCUCUACGGUCCCCUCGACACCAUGAGUUGGAGUUUCCUGACACGUCUGCUGGAUGAGAUUUCCAACCACUCCACUUUUGUGGGGAAGAUCUGGCUGACGGUGCUCAUCAUCUUCCGCAUCGUCCUGACAGCAGUCGGUGGGGAGACAAUCUACUAUGAUGAACAGAGCAAGUUUGUCUGCAACACGCAGCAGCCGGGUUGUGAGAACGUGUGCUACGACGCCUUUGCGCCACUCUCACAUGUCCGAUUCUGGAUAUUUCAGGUAAUUAUGAUCACCACUCCUACCAUUAUGUACCUGGGAUUCGCCAUGCACAAGAUCGCCCGCAUGGAAGACUCAGACUACCGGCCGCUACGCAAAAAGAAGAGGAUGCCCAUCGUCAGUCGUGGUGCCGUUCGGGACUAUGAGGAGGCUGAGGACAACGGCGAGGAAGACCCAAUGGUUGCUGAGGAAAUCGAACAGGAAAAGCCAGACAAGAAGGAAAAAAGCUCGCAGGAGAAGAAGCACGAUGGACGGCGGAGAAUCCUGCGAGACGGCCUGAUGAGAGUGUACAUAUGCCAGCUUCUGUGGCGCUCAGCCUUCGAAGUCGGCUUCCUUUGUGGCCAGUACAUCUUGUAUGGGUUUGAGGUGAUCCCUUUUUACGAGUGCACUCGCUCGCCGUGCCCGCACAGAGUCGACUGCUUUGUGUCUCGGCCGACUGAGAAGACCAUCUUCCUGCUGGUCAUGUAUGUGGUAUCUUUCCUCUGCCUGGUCCUCACCAUCUUCGAAAUCAUGCACUUGGGCAUCGGCAGCAUCCGCGACACCUUCCGCAGGCGGGCCACCCUCAGAUCACAUAGGCCCUCUUCUUUGCAUGCCAUAGCCACUGCGCCACCAGGCUAUCACGCUGCUAUAAAAAAGGGAUCCAAAGCGGAGCUGAGAAUCUCGCCGGCAGGUGAAUCUGGCAUGGACAGUUUUGGUGAUGUGGGCAACUCAUCCCGUGACCUGGAGCGAUUACGUCGGCACUUAAAGCUGGCGCAGCAGCACCUGGACCUGGCCUACCACACAGAGGAAGGAAGUCCCUCACGCAGCAGCAGCCCGGAGGUUCACACUGUGGCGCAAACGCCAGCUGAGCAGAACCGCCUCAAUUUUGCUCAAGAGAAGCAGGGAGAUGCCAGUCAGAAAGGAAUACGUGCCUGAACCUGCUUCCUUGCCCAAGCUUCUAUCUUGUUGUUCCUACCAGCCUUUUAUCACGUUGGGUGGGGGUGCAUCUGGAGAAAACAGUUGGACCACUGAGAGACGAUGUGUGCAUGUGUGAAAGAAUGUUCCUUGCAGUAUUACAUGUUUGUUGAAAAGGAAUGAUGAGUCACCUUUAAUGGCAGUUCCAUCGUCAGCUGUUCAACCCAAUGCCCCAGGGAGACAGACCCUCUCCCUCUCCCACUCUUGCUCCCGCUUGCUCAUUCAGUGGCUUAUUUGGCCUCACAUUCCCAUCCAUUCCUGCCACGUCGGCUGGCCCACUUCUUUUACUCCUUCGCACAAAAGGAGUGCUUUUUGUGUAAGGUUUGUUGAGGCUAACUUGAGUAGAUGAUGUUUCUGGACCAGUGCUCAGUGUUGUUGUUUUUCUAAGGCUUAUUAUAUAUUUCCUUCAUGGGGCCAAAAUGUGCAUCUGGGGAAUGCUUGAAUUCAUUAUGCUUGCAACAUUCUGAUGAAUUUCCCCAAAAUGUUCUAAAUUUCAUUCAGAAUAUUUUUGUGGACCAAAACAUGACCUAGAAAGAUGUUUCUGUUUUUGCUUCAGUGAGAGUUUUUCUUUCUGGAAUGAUAUGAUUCAAUGUCAUCCUUGCCGAAGGUUUGAAAUACAGUGACUUUUUUUUUUUUUUUUUUUAAGAGGUUUGGGGUGGCUUAUCGGCUAGACCUCAUUGAACUUUGUGGCUAUCAGCAGUGCCAACUAAAUCAUGCUUAAAUGCAUUCCUCCUGGGUGAGACAUGAUUUUCCAUCCCCAACAUAUGCGGCCCUUGUUCAUGGUCCAGCACGGAUGCUUAUUCACAAAACCUCUCCCUGCAGUCAGCAGCUAACACCCACUUUUGUUUUUGGAGUCCUGUGGAGGUCAGCACAUUCUUAGCUUCGCAAUUGCUUUUUGGUGUCUUGUUUGAAAAGAUGGUCAAUUUCAAUCAAUCAAUUCUCAUGCCAAGUGUUUGCCCUUGAGUUGUA